CUCCUAGACUUCCCCCCCACUUCACUCGCCAUGAUUGGACGCACCGCCCUCCGCACUGCUGCUCCCCUCCGGAGCGCCAGCAGGCUCUUUUCGUCGUCGGCAUCGCAGAACUCGGCCGUGGCCGUGCUGGGUGCCAGCGGUGGUAUCGGCCAACCGCUCUCGCUUCUCCUCAAGAACGACCCCCUCGUCACGUCGCUCCGUCUCUUCGAUGUCCGUCUCGCUCCCGGUGUUGCCGCCGACAUCUCGCACGUCAACACGCCCGCCAUUACGACUGGCUACUCGCCCGACGGACCCGAGGGUGGCCUCGAGAAGGCCCUCGAGGGCGCUGACAUCAUUGUCAUUCCCGCUGGUGUGCCCCGUAAGCCCGGCAUGACCCGUGACGACCUCUUCAACACCAACGCCUCGAUCGUCCGUGACCUGGCCAAGACGGCCGCCAAGGUUGCGCCCAAGGCUCACUUGCUCGUCAUCUCCAACCCCGUCAACUCGACGGUGCCCAUUGUCGCCGAGGUCUUCAAGAAGGCCGGCGUGUACGACCCCAAGAGGCUCUUUGGUGUUACGACCCUCGACGUUACCAGGGCCAGCACCUUCCUCUCGGGCAUCGCCGGCCUCAAGCCCAGCGAUGUCGUGGUCCCCGUCGUCGGCGGUCACUCGGGCGUCACGAUUGUGCCUCUCCUCUCCCAGGCAGGCCCCGCCGCCAAGUCGGUGCAGCCCGGCGAGCAGUACGAGAAGCUCGUUCACCGUAUCCAGUUUGGUGGUGACGAGGUCGUCAAGGCCAAGGACGGUGCCGGAUCGGCUACCCUUUCGAUGGCCUACGCUGGUGCCGUCUUUGCCAAUGCGCUCAUGCGUGCCGCCAAGGGCGAGAGCGGUGUCAAGGAGUGCUCGUACGUCGAGUCGCCCCUGUACAAGGACCAAGGGGCCACCUUCUUUGCCUCGCCCAUCACCCUGGGCGCUGAGGGCGUCAAGGAGAUCCACCCCGUCGGCAACGUGUCCGCCGAGGAGGAGAAGCUCCUCGAGGCUGCCAUCCCCGAGCUCAAGAAGAACAUUGAGAAGGGUGUCGCCUGGGUUGCCGAGAACCCUUAAAGAGAGGAGAAAAAGUGGCAGGCCAGCCAUUGUCAUUGUAGAUAAAUGAUUGGAGGUUUUCUUAAAUAUCAAGACGACAAUCAACACUGCGGGCGUUGAUGCUCAUGGAGGAGAUUGUAGGAAAUGAGGCUAGGAAUUUGAGAAGUUGCCUUGUUCUGUGCGAG
Acaromyces ingoldii is the source of this 1244-nucleotide messenger RNA. Its product is annotated as malate dehydrogenase. Gene Ontology annotation, molecular function: L-malate dehydrogenase (NAD+) activity. Gene Ontology annotation, biological process: malate metabolic process; tricarboxylic acid cycle. Gene Ontology annotation, cellular component: mitochondrion; cytoplasm. The record is from RefSeq and is a predicted model, not a curated record. The transcript is spliced from 4 exons. The coding region runs from base 31 to 1080 and encodes 349 amino acids. Lineage: Eukaryota; Fungi; Basidiomycota; Exobasidiomycetes; Exobasidiales; Cryptobasidiaceae.